AUGGAUUAUUCUAAUAGUUUGGCUCUUUUCUGUUUAUUAUCAUCAGGAGUCGUUUUCGCUGAUGAAACGACGAGGAAACCAGCUGAAAAGACUGAAUACAGCACCGUGGACAGUAAUCUAUCACCAAGUAGUGCGAGUCCUGUACCUAAUACAGAUUCAACCAGAGUAAACCCAGCGGAUAACAAUCAUAAUGCAGUAAAUAUAACAAGAACAAGUCCUACCGUAAAUAAUAACCAAACUGCCAUAAAUGAUUCAGCAGAAUUUCGUUCUCAAGACGAUGCUUAUAAAGCAAAUAACUCGGUAGUCCAAGAAGACCUUCUAGAUAUAGACGACGCAGACUGGAAAUUCGAGAAUGAAACCAUUAUUGAUACUAGAAGAAUAUUACGCUCAAGUAAAGUUGCCGCUGGAAAAAGACCUUACAUGGUUUACCUACAAUUGACGAAGAAAUCAGCGAAAGUCCACAAAUACAAAGGCUGGUUGUGCGGUGGAGUCAUCGUCCACGAGUACUUUGUGCUGACGUCAGCGGCUUGCGUUGAAGACGCAGAUCAUUUCUACAUCGUCUCUGGGACAACCAAAUAUGUGGACCUUUCAAAGCACAAAUGCAACGAUUGCGUUUGCAAGAACAGGCGGAGAGUAAUCUGGAAAUGUGUACCCAAAAAGUAUAAAUUCGACUUCGAAGACAGCGCAAAGUGGGCCUCAAAUGAUAUCGCUAUUGUGAAAGUUAAUAAGAGGUUUAAUUUCAAGAAAGUUGAAAGAGGCUGCGAGUUUGCUACAGCUCCAAUUUUGAUCAAUAAUGUUACUAAGCUUCUAGAAAAAGCAGGAACUAAGAGUUAUAUUGCUGGAUGGGGCAGCACAGGACAAUUCAGAGAGGGAGUUUACAGAAGACAGAAAGAUUUCAAAACAAUUAAUUCUGAAAGUCUAAACGAAGCUAAAGUUUGUGUCAUGGAUAAUAAACGUUGCGCUAAGAAAUGGGCCUCAAGAUUUAGGGAAAUCAUACAUACCUACAUGAUCUGUACUAAAGAUGUCAUAUCGCCUCAAAGUGAACUUUGUGAUACACAAUAUGCCAAGUGCACAGACCUGGAAGCUGCAAGACGGCAGAAUGACGUAGGAUCAUAUUCAGAAGCUGAUCUCAAUAACAUGACAGUGGAUCUUGGUCACCAUCUGAUAGCACCAGAUGAUGUUUCCGGUAGACGAACCACUCUUGGAGGAUUUUGCGAAAAUGAUCAUGGAGGACCUUUGAUUGUCAAGUAUAAGGGAAAAGAAUAUGUCACUGGAGUAAUAUCUGCAUGUAAAAUUGAUCCAAAGAGCCACAGUUGCCGUGGACCUUUCCUAUACACAUCAGUUUAUGUGAACAGACAGUUCAUUUCAUGCUCCAUUAAUAAGGAUACUAUAGAAUCAUGCCGUAGAGUGUUCCGUACAGGAGUUACACAUGAUGAGAUCAAUGUAGAUUGGACAGGAAUCGAUGCGUAAGUUACAUCAUCAUCAUCAGCCUAUAGCAGUCCACUGCUGGACGUAGGCCUCUCCCAAAGCACGCCACUGGAUGCGAUCUUUAGCUUUCCGAAUCUAAUCAUUACCAGACACCGUUCGCAAGUCGUCACCCCAUCUAGCCGGAGGGCGUUCCACACUACGUUUGCCUAGUCGCAGCCACCACUCCAGAACACGUUUACCCGUUUACGUAAGUUACAUUACAAAAAAAAACCAAAAAACUAGCAUUACGUUCCAAACUUUUUGUGGAACUCUACUCCAUCAAACAUUAAUUUCUAUCUUACUAAAAACAGUUUCUAAUAAGAAAUGAAAACUUAAAUUUCAGAGAUGAUGAUGAUGAUGAAAAGUAAGAUAUCAACAUAUUUUACAGAAUUAUUUCAGUUUUUAUUAUUAUUAUUAUGUAAGUACUUACAUAUAUUAAUGAUGUCAGCAUCAUCACCAGUUAUUUAAUCACUGCUUUUUAAAUUCAGUCCCAAUGACGAGGAGGAAUCUGAAGAUGCAGAAGAAGAUAUAUCCAAGUCUUCUCGGUAAGAAGGUAUAAAAAUAAUACAUGUAUUUUUACUCGUUACGAUUAACACCAAACGUUGUUCGCCUAUCAAACAUCAGACCCCUUAGCAUGAAUUUUCAUCGUGAACGUGAAGUAUUACUCGAUGAAUUUUGUAGGAAAAUUUUUGUUCUGCUACAGACCGCCAAGGGCGCUGUUCAUAUUUUCAUACAAAAUUACUCGAUGAAUUCUACUUCACGUUCACGAUGAAAAUUCAUGCUAAGGGGUCAGUUUCUUUAGAAAACACGCACAGUCCAACACACAAAAACACCAACUUACGUGUGUGCGUUCAUGCGUUCAAUUUCCUAGGUUUUAAUAUUUAAAACUAUAUUUUAUACGCUGAGUUGCAGAAAGGCACUUUAAGCUAAUGUCGGCAUUAAAUCUAUGUCUGUCUCUUUCUGUCCGUAUACUGUCAAAGCAAGGCAGCCUGCCUUAGGCAGGUAUACAUUUAAGGUCAUCAUUAGCUUAAAGUUCCUUUCUGCAACUCAGCGAUAGUCUCAUAUUUUUAUCUUCUGUAAAGC
Messenger RNA from Plutella xylostella (diamondback moth), 2550 nucleotides. Lineage: Eukaryota; Metazoa; Arthropoda; Insecta; Lepidoptera; Plutellidae. The record is from RefSeq and is a predicted model, not a curated record.